CGGUGGACUCCUGGGAGGGAGCUGAAGCCGCUCGGAAAACUCCCCUAGUCCCCACCUCUCUCAGCUUCCGGCUGGUCGUAGUUCCGCUUCCUGUCCGACUGUGGUGUCUGCUGAGGGUCACAUUGAGCUGCAGGUUGCAUCCGGGGUGCCUUUAGGAUUCAGCACCAUGGCGGAAGACAUUGAGACCAAAAUCAAGAACUACAAGACUGCCCCUUUUGACAGCCGCUUCCCCAACCAGAACCAGACCAGAAACUGCUGGCAGAACUACCUGGACUUCCACCGCUGUCAGAAGGCAAUGACCGCUAAAGGAGGCGAUAUCUCUGUGUGUGAAUGGUACCAGCGUGUGUACCAGUCCCUCUGCCCCACAUCCUGGGUCACAGACUGGGAUGAGCAACGGGCUGAAGGCACGUUUCCCGGGAAGAUCUGAACUGGCUGCAUCUCCCUUUCCCUGUCCUCCGUCCUUCUUCCAGGAUGGUGAAGGGGGACCUAGUACCCAGUGAUCCCCACCCCGGGAUCCUAAAUCAUGACUUACCUGCUAAUAAAAACUCAAUGGAAAAGUG
Symphalangus syndactylus (siamang) is the source of this 560-nucleotide messenger RNA. It is a transcript of the gene COX6B1, whose product is annotated as cytochrome c oxidase subunit 6B1. The record is from RefSeq and is a predicted model, not a curated record. Lineage: Eukaryota; Metazoa; Chordata; Mammalia; Primates; Hylobatidae. Gene Ontology annotation, cellular component: mitochondrion; respiratory chain complex IV.